AUGGAUGACGCGCCAGAAAGUGAAUUGCAACAAUCCGAUAACCGUAAAGUAAAGGACAACAUGUCGAAACUCUCUCCAUCCCUCAAGGCUCUCAUCAACGCGCCGUUUGCGCGUCCCGGCCAAACCGCCGCACCAUCGCAUAUUCGUAGUGUCUACCAGACCAUCGCUCGCGAUGCUGCGCAGAAGAAUCUCGGCGCAAAGCCCUGGAUCGCUCUCUCCGCCGCGGCCACGUUCACGAUGAACUCACCUGAUUCUCUUGAGUCUCUCUACAGCGUCGCCUCGGACGCCGGCCGUCCCGACAAGCGUGAGGCAGCCGAGAUCAUCCGCGAGAUCGGCCUCAAGUGUAUCAGCUUCAACGGCAUCCCGCGCACCAUCAACUGCCUCAACGCCUUCUACGCCGGCCUCCCGAAGGACGUAACCGCCCAGCUAGAGACGAAGCCCACUCGAACGCCCACCGCCGAGAACAUUGGCGAGGUCACGGCCCGCGGCCAGGCGCUGUGGGACUCGGUGUAUGCGCCGUUCGAGGUGAAGCUGUACGAGAAGCUCGCCCAGUCGCAUCCCGACCUGCCGGUGCACAUCCUCAACAGCCACUACGCCGGUUUGUUGUCGGACCCCAAGGAGCGCGGGGGCCUGGCGACUACCGGCCGAGUGUUGACCUCCGUGGUGGCGAUUUCGUGUUUGCGGGCGCAGACCGGUGUCGGUCCGCAAGUCUUGUCGCAUGUUUUCGGACUCAGGAAAGCGUUCGAGGACGGAACAUUCAAGGCGGAUAAGCAGGAGGACAUUGAGGGCACACAAUGGCUGGCUACUGAUGAGGGUAGCGAGUGGAUUUUGAAGUCGGUUGACAGCAUCACGGAGGCUAUUGGAGGCUCUUCCAGGUCGCAAAAGAACCAGCGUGAGGCGUGCCAAUGUAACGGCCUGUCAGCGAUUUACAUCAAAAGUCUUGAGGACCGAAUUGCUGAGCUUGAGUUGGCUUUGCAGAGGCAAGGGACAGAUACAGAACCUGCAACUGGAACUCAUGUCUCUCGAGAUGCUCAAAAUGGGCGUGCUUCAACGCAGGAGUCGCAUGAUGAAUCCAGUGACUUGACAUUGUUAAGCCUCAUCGUCCCCAAACCGGAUGAUUUGCAGGACAGAGGAAGCCCAGGCUAUCAAGGUUUGCUGGACGACAUUAUUGUGCCAGAAACGAUCAAGUUCCCCCCAAAGUCCACGGCGAUCCAACUUGCUGGGACAUACUUUGAACACUCCAACUUUUUCUCACCUGUUCUUCAUGAAGAAUUGUUUCAAAACACUAUCAAUGCCCUCUACCGAGACGAACAGUCUCCGCAUGAAGGCACCCCAAGUCAGAAGUUCCAGCUUUGCAUGGUAUUGGCUAUCGCUAUAAGACUCCUCAACAGGACUGAUCCGGCGGUUCCAACAACGGCAUCCGACUCAUUUUUUGCCUCGGCGAUUGGGAUCUUGACGGAACGUCCGCAGGCUACCUGGAAAGGAGAUUUGGACCAUCUUCAAAAGUUACUUCUUGUUGUACAAUACACUAUAUUUGCAUCUAACCUCUCUGCUGCCUGGCACUUCAUAGGCUUAGCAACGCGGUUAGCUAUUGACCUUGACCUUUUGAACGAGGCACGCCUGGGGUCGCGACGCGAACAGGGUCAAGGGCCGCAUGCUGCGUCUCUUGCGGAAAUCAACAAGCGACGACGUGUCUUCUGGUCUACUUACAUCCUCGAAACAAAUCUGUGCGUUAUACUCAGUCGCCCAAGGUCAAUACCCGACGAGGCCAUUUUUACAUCGCUUCCGUCAACGAGUGGGCAGGAAUCAUCCAGUCCAUUGGCCAAUCAUUGUAUUCUCUUUCGCCAACUGGAGUACGAGAUUUUUCACACGUUGAAUUACAAGCCUCCAGUCAAUGGUGCUCUCUUUGACUAUCAAGCAUGGAAAGCAAGCAUGAAGGACCGUCUUUUAGACUGGCACAACAGCGUGCCACCUGUUGAUGCAACCUCCAAGUUAGCACCUCGAAACUUCUUCGACGGCGCCUUAUACAUGACACUUGUAACGCUCUUCUCUCCCUCGCGUCAUUUCCCCAAUCUGUCCGAAGCCGAGUUGAGAGACCUCGCGCAGUAUGCUUCGAGAAGCGUAGAGCUGUACAGGGAGGGGUUCAAGGAAGGAAAACUGCGUUUCUACUGGCGGACGACGCCAAACCUCUUUCAAUCCGGCGCGGCGCUGGUAUACUGUAUAAAGAACCUCACGUUGCGAGGCGCAGUCUUCGACGCAAGUGGUCUGAAAAGUCGAGUCGCCGUGUGCUCGACGGUUCUUUGGGGAAUGGCUGAGCGAUACCCCCCUGGAGCUUCUUAUCGCGACCGGUUUGACGAGUUGUCUGCAUCAUUAUCGGACGUCGAUGUUCUUACUAACGAGCUGUCAUCGGAAAUUUCCGUUGAAUUUCUUCUGGGGCAGAAUGUCCUCCCAUCCAUGGAUUUGGAUAAUUCGGCAACGUUGUGGGCUACAACACCUCCGACUCUUGAUCCGUGGAUAUUUGACCAAACCUAA
Colletotrichum truncatum is the source of this 2532-nucleotide messenger RNA. Its product is annotated as conserved mitochondrial protein. The record is from RefSeq and is a predicted model, not a curated record. Gene Ontology annotation, molecular function: DNA binding; zinc ion binding. Lineage: Eukaryota; Fungi; Ascomycota; Sordariomycetes; Glomerellales; Glomerellaceae. Gene Ontology annotation, biological process: DNA-templated transcription.